AUGCCAGGCAAGGAUGGCUCGAUCAUUCUUGAUACCACGGAGACGAUCAACAACUUGAAAAUUCGCUUUCGGAUCAGUGGCCCAGCAGGUGAAUUCACAACGGCAAGUAAGGUACCUGGAGGCGGCAAGGCAACAGGCGCCAAGAGCAAUCUCGGGCUCCACGUUUUACUACACGGCGACGGUGGUCAAUCCUUCUUCAAAAUGCCCAACCAAGGCGUAAACAAUAACCUGGCGGGCGUCGCAGUACUCUCCCCGGACAAGAACCUUCACUGGGGAGGUGGCUCCGGUUUCAAUCGCACAGACGGCGUGGCACACGCGCAGGCGGUCAACGAUCUGGUCUUACACACCUUGCCCAAGUACAUGGCCUUCAACUCCUCCAACGUCUUCUUCUCUGGAAUCUCUGGCGGGUCUCUCCUGCUCUCCGGCUUCUUUAUGCCAGUACACAUUGGCAAUUUCGCCGGGAACGGAGUGAUGCUGGGCUGCGGUGCGAUGGAACCCCGCGUCGAAGUUUCGCAGGCAUCUCGUGACGCUCUCGUAAAGACGCGGCUUCACUACCAGAGUACGCAAAAGGAGCUGCAACACCUCCAACCAUCAAUAUCCGCUACUAUGAAGGCAUACGAGAAGGUUGUCAAGGACAUGGGCAUGAAGACGGAGGCCAUCAACAAGCUUCAGACGGCGAAUAACAAGCCAGAUGGGGGCCAUUGUCAGUUCGAUGGAAAGGGCUUCAACUCCGGAGUUCAACUGAUUGCGGACAACUAUCCUGCGAUCAUGCAAGGUGGAAAUGGUGAGGUGCCUGGCAUUGGAAACGUGCUGAAAGGUGUUUCUGGACAGGAGUUGAAGUUUUCGGGUGGCUCUCCUUAA
Molecule: messenger RNA, 861 nt
Organism: Colletotrichum orchidophilum
Lineage: Eukaryota; Fungi; Ascomycota; Sordariomycetes; Glomerellales; Glomerellaceae
Exons: 2
Coding region: 1-861 (286 amino acids)
Source: RefSeq, a predicted model, not a curated record